This is a messenger RNA of Betta splendens (Siamese fighting fish), 3653 nucleotides long. It is a transcript of the gene homeza, whose product is annotated as homeobox and leucine zipper encoding a. Gene Ontology annotation, biological process: regulation of transcription by RNA polymerase II. Gene Ontology annotation, cellular component: nucleus. NCBI's taxonomy places the organism in Eukaryota, Metazoa, Chordata, Actinopteri, Anabantiformes, Osphronemidae. Bases 508 to 2499 code for a protein of 663 amino acids. The transcript has 3 exons. Gene Ontology annotation, molecular function: DNA binding; DNA-binding transcription factor activity, RNA polymerase II-specific. The record is from RefSeq and is a predicted model, not a curated record.
AGUCAGUCGGGCCUUGUGUGCUUCCUGGUCCUCAGCUCCGCCUCGCCUCGAUCUGGCCGGACAGGGGGAAACACUUCUCAGUUAGAGAACAAAAGCGGACGGACCGAGGAGGUCGAAGUAACGGCGACACCGAUUCCCAUCCGAAUCCGUGUCUUUUCCCACAAGAAUUGGUCGAAGACUGAACUCGAGCGAAAGGCGACAAACUUGGUUUCCUCGCAUCUUUGUGCCCGAUCAUAAUCCGUCGAGGUGAUAAAUAAGACAAGGGUCACACAGACAGACGGUGUUGUUUCCGUGACCCGUGUCCAUAACUUAGGUCGUAAAAACGGAGGAGUAACGGGCUUCUCUCGGUUAAGUGGACCUCGGGGGUGAAAGCUUGCCUUUGCGUUGUCGGUUUAUGUUGAUGUAUCCAUCUCGUGAAGAGGCUACACUUACAUUUUUGGACUGAGAACUUGGAAGUGGAACAAAGCCCAGCUGCGAAGGGUGAAACAACCUGUUAUAAGAAGACAGAUGGCAACAUACGGGGAACAAAACGGCAGAAAUGGACAACUUCUAUCCAUGAAGGAGCCUUUGGAGGGAAAAGUAACAAAGACAGAAUAUGAAAAUAAAGCAUCCUCUAAAGAUUUGGAACACUCUGACAAUUCGGCUGAGAGUAACAAUGGUGGCGUGGCUAGUUUCACCACUAACCACAACUCUGUUGUGUGCCUGCCUCUGGUAUCUGAAGGACUCAAAUUGGUGUGGACACAAUCGGAUCAGACCCGUGAACUGGACACGAUCCCAGAACUGGUUCAAGCCUUUAACAUAUUUCCAUACCCAUCGUCCCGUGAUGUUAACAGCCUUGCCCGGGUAUGUGCCUUGCCACUGGACAAAGUUAAGGUGUGGUUCAUGGUGCAGAGAAUUAAAUAUGGCAUUAGCUGGUCCUCAGAGGAGAUAGAGGAGACGCGACGUAAACUGGCAGUGCCUGAGCUCUAUGAGGAUUCUACUGAAACAACUGAAGAAGCCAAAUUGAGUCCCAACAGCAAAGGUUGUGAGGAGCUAAUAAAUGAGGAUAAAGACAAUGAUGGUGCAGAGGAUGAUUUUUCAAGCUUUGCCCCCAAAAAGACCAAACCAAAAUGUGAGUCACCAGAUGUCUACAAGCCAGUCAAACCCGCUGCCCCAUGUUUCAGUUCAACCUUGCCACCUCCUCAGGAUUCCUACUUUUACCGCCCGCCAGCAGAUGUGCCUGUAAGUACAGCUGGUAUCUCCCUCGACCUUUCAGAGUCGCCUUCACAACAGCACCGCCAUGGGCGUUAUAAAAAGUCAAAAGCCCAGCUUGCUGCUCUUCGGAAAAGCUUCCUGAGAGAGAAUUGGCCUGCAGAGGCGGAGCUAAGGCGUUUACAGGAAGAAACCGGGCUGAGCCGCAACGACAUUCGUAAAUGGUUCAGUGACAGCCGUUACCAGCUUAGGGUUGGCCGAGGCAGCCUGGCAGCAGCCCAGAACUAUUCUCAACACACCAUUGUGGGAGGUAAACAUGAUCAACAAACUCAGCCUCUUUCCCUGGUCAAUCAAAAGGCUCGUCAGCCCAACGGCCUGAAGGGCCCUGAGGGAGCGCGUAGCAAUGGGAUUAGAAACUCACAUUUCUUUCAGACCUUUUUGUCGAACAGCCUGGAGGCAUUUGGAGAAAAGGUCCUUGAGGCAGGGUGUGAUUCAGUGAAGGAGCUUUCGGGCGAUGGGGACACUUUUAAAGAUGCUGAACAAAGGGAAGAACAGCCCUUACAAUUAACCAAGGUCUCAAAGGUUGAGCCAGAUGUUUCACAGUCACCAGAUAUAUUGAUGUCGUCUUACUCCUCCCCCGGCAGCUCACCACUGCCGGCCUCACCUAACAAAUCACUUCCAGCCAGUGUCAGCACGUCUAAGAAAUCAUCUCGCUUGGCUAAAACCAUUCCUGCACAGUCACCCUUGCACGUGUCAGAGACUUCCUUAUCCACACCAAGAUCCUCUUCUCUCACUCCUGCAGGGCGGCCGAGAAAGACGAAGGGUCAGUUGGAUGUGCUGAAGCAGCACUUUCUACGCUGCCAGUGGCCCAAGAGUGAAGACUACACUGAACUAGUUAAGCUCACGGGUUUGCCCCGGGCUGAUGUUAUUCAGUGGUUUGGUGACACACGAUAUGCAGUUAAAAACGGCCAGCUGCGCUGGGUAAAGGGAGUCCGUGACCAGUUCUUGUCAGAACUUGCUGCCCAAAGUAGCAAUGGUUUCACAAAUGGAAGUGUUUCUGGAGCAUCCGCUCGCGUUGGAGGUCACCGCAAACGGAGAUUUCAAGGAAAUGGGCCGAGUGGGGAUUCUCCUGACACCCAGCCGUUGUUAAUGUAUUACCUGUCAACAGGGUCGCUGCAUGAAAAAGACCUCGACUCUCUAUGCAAGAAAUCAAAAAUGAGUUACCAGCAAGUACGUGAUUGGUUCGAAGCCCAGAAUGUUGCUCAUGAAGAACCUAAUAUUACUAUGGAGACACUGGAAUCAGACUGAAAAACAUGAACACAAUUGGCAUAAUUACUACUUUGGUAUAAAAUAUUUGAAUUGGUGCAUAUUAGUAAGAUCCAUUGAUAAAAGCGCACACACACACACACACACACACACACACGUUGCAUUACCUGCUUACCCUAAUACAUGUGGAGGUUUGCUGUAAUUUUUGUUUAGUUUAGUUAUAUUUAAACUGGUUGUAUUUUUGAUACCUGACUAUGGCAGCAAAGAAAUCUACCAUCACCUGUAUCUGCUUCAGAAAAUAGUUGAGUGAUCAUCAUCAUUCCUUUACAGCCAAUAAUUCCUUAUCAUGAAAAGCACACUGGAGAUGUACACUUUAAAAUGUCAUCUUGCACUUUGGGUGUAAAGCCUGCUGUCAUUAUAUUCAGUAAAUUAUGUGUUUCAUGGAAGCUCAGAUCCUACAGUGUCCUUGUUGAGCCCUUAAGACUGAAACCUUGAAUUUAACCCUUUUGAGAAAAUAUUGUUCCAUCUCACUGUUCAUAUCUAAAGCAAAUUUCUGAAAUGCAUAACCAAUACUGUCGGCCCGUCUGCUGUAAUAUUUCAUUUAUUAUUUGAGUAGUUUGGUUGCUUAUAUCUAACUGCACCUUUUACAGUGAAUGCUAUCCAAUGCACACAGAUAUCAAAUUUGCCAACUCCUGUUUUGAUUUACAGUCAGUAUUUUAUAUGUCUUGUCUUAAUAUGUGACCUUAUGAUGGACAAACUACAUGAGAUGAGGGUCCAGAUGCUUUGGAAGCGUCAAGGACAUUUACCAUGACCUGUUUAAGACUUGUAGUCCAAACUUAGGUUUUUAUUGUCUGUUUGUGUAUUUAUUACUUCACACACUACUGUGUUUCCAAGAAGAAAAGCUCCACACUUUAAAGUACUUCGUAGUUGACUUGCAGAAUGUCAAGUUUACUUUAAAUAUAGUCAGUUUAGUUCCAGUUAAGUAGAAAUGUCUGGACAGAGUUUAGAGGAUCCCACUGUUGACAAACAGUUUCCUUUAGCCAUUAAAAGCUAAUACAAGUGUCAUGUUAUGGAGGGAAUAUCCACAACACCUGUACAAUAGUUGAUGUUUUUGAUGUAUUUUUUUAUCUUGUUUAAAGGAAAAUCUUAUUUGCACAGAUGUGUCACUGGAAACCAGUAAAGAAUUAGCUUUUUUA